Prorocentrum cordatum is the source of this 2897-nucleotide messenger RNA. The record is from the annotation of a GenBank genome assembly. NCBI's taxonomy places the organism in Eukaryota, Dinophyceae, Prorocentrales, Prorocentraceae.
GUUCUGAAGCUGGGCCUGUUCAACAAGACGAGUGGUAGCAGAAAAGGUUCAGGUCAGCUGUGGUGCGCUUGUCUCACUUUUGUCCCCGCUGCUGGUGCGGCCUCUCAUGUCUGGAUCGCUGUCGUCCGCGCGCGCUGAGGGUGCUGCCGUCCUCGCUUUCGUGAAGCACGCGCUGCCAACGUGGGCACGCGCUCUCCUCUCUCUGCUCUUCCUGCUCCCCGGGGGCACGGCGCCGUGCGGAUGGAAGUGGUGCGCGGGCGUCGUGGAGGAGCAGACCGCUCUCAGGCAUACGUCUGCUCAAGUCCUCGCUUCUCGUGUGCAGCUCGGCUUCCCCACACGUCGAGAGAGCAUGGCCGCCACGCCGGGCGCGGGCGGGGGGCCGAGGACAGCGUGCCCUCCCUGCUGGUCGGUGCUUGCCCUUCGCAAGGCACUCCGUCUUGCCGUCGCCAGUUUGACCCCUUCUGUAUCUUCGGUGGCGCAAGAGGAGGCACUUGGAGCUGAUGGGGAGGCUUGGAUUUCCAGGGGCAACAACAUCCUGAUCAUGCUCUCCAAGGUCGAGGAGGGUAGCCUCGAGUGGGAACUGUCCAGAGAUUUCUGUGGUGCCGUAGUCACGAACUUGUCUUGCAUGCCUUGUCUCUCCAACAUGCAUGUGUACCUUUGCGGUGAUGUUUCCAAGGCCAGCAGCCUCAAGCUGGAGUCGGCCGAGCGAGUAUUUGUCAUCAGGGAAGCUUCGCACGGCCACGGCCAGGCUGACUCCUGGCCAGUCGUGUGUAUGGGCCGUGUUCCCAUUCUUGUGCACGGAGUCGGCGUGUACUACAGGCGUCUCUUCGACCUGGACCUCGACUACUUCAAGCGGAUCCGCUCUGAGCACGCCUUCCAGACUCUCACGGAGUCGACCAAACCUGGGACGGCCCAUCGUACGGGGAUCUACCUGACGCCAGUCGAGUGCGAGGGCGAGGAUGUGCAUUUCCGAUUGCUGCGGUGCUCAAGCAAUUUCUCUGGUCCGACAGUCAACUUUGGUAAGAGCGAUACCGACAUCGUCACGGCCUUGAAUGUAGAGGCAGCCAGUAUCUUCAAGAAUCCAGCGCCUCUGAACCACGUGCUGGCCCAGAUCUACCAUAAUCAGCCUGCCACAGGCGGUAAGAAGCAGACGAAGGCAAAGAUCAAAGCCCACUCGGACAAGACCAAAGACAUGCCGAGCAAUGGUCUCAUGGCUUUCUGCACCUUUUACGAUGACCUCGAGCGGUUGAAACCGUUGUCUACCGACACUUUCGACUUCGGCCUGAAGGGCGUCAGCGGUCUGACGAAGUUGCAUUUUCGUUUGAAGCCGGGAGCUAAGGAGCGGCCUGGGUGCGCCCUCAAAUCGGAGUUCAGUGUGAUUUUGUACCCGAAUUCGGUCUUCUUCAUGCCGUUGUCAACAAACCGACUGUACACACACGAGAUCAGGCCAUCGGCGAUGGACGCACACCUAUUGCCCACCCGCUUGGGGUACGUGGUCCGCUGUUCGGCCGCCGAAGCAUUGCACAAAGGCGGGCAGACUUUCCUCAAGAUGCCUGCGGGCAGCUUGGCGCCACUUGAGCAGCCUGAGCCUCGGGGCGUGCACAUCCUGCGCGCUCUCUACGCCGAGGAGAACUCAACCGAUGACGUCAUCGACUACUCGAAGCACGGGCCGCUUCUUUUCAGCAUGAACAGGGGAGACUACCUCAGACCAGCGGUGCACAACACGGCAAAUGAGUUUCGCUCGCUCCUGGUGCGCACCGAUGGCAAUUUGUUUGAUCAGCUCUUCCGUUCGGUGCAGUUCGAGCAGGUGGGCAAGGGCCGGCUGGGUACCGUUCUGACGAAGCCAGACGUCGCACGUGGUACCCCCAUAGUGCGCACCACGACAAAGUACGGUUCCCCUGCGCAGUCCUUCGGCUCAGUGCAUGAUCGCCUGGCGCAGAACAUUCAAGAGUGUGCGUCGCUCCCGGGUGGCUUCAACAAUGCCCUCAUCGAGAGCUAUACCAAUGCCUACACCACCAUGGGCUUUCAUUCGGACCAGGACCUGGACUUGGAGGAAGGUUCGUCCAUCGCUGUCUUUUCUUGCUACCAGCACCCCGAGCUAGCGAACCCACCGCGCAAGCUGAUCGUAGAGCCAAAAGGGCCUGGUGGUGGGACGUUUGAGGUCCCUCUUGUGCAUAAUAGCGUCGUCGUCUUCUCCCUUGACACCAAUCGACGUUUCAGGCAUAAGAUCGUGCUAGACACCGCCGCCAACCCGCCCGCAAACCAGUGGCUGGGUGUCACCCUUCGGACGUCAAAGACGUUUGUGCAGUUCCGGGACGGGCAGACCUGCUUUGAGGACGGCACGCCUCUGACUCUGGCCAACGGCAACCAGCGCCGCGAGUUUUUGCAUCUCCGCGGCGGCGAGAACAAGGGGACGAACUUUGCCUAUCCUCGGCUCACGUACACCAUCAGCGAGAGCGACAUGAUGCCGCCUCUUCCCGUCUGAAGCCGAGUAGGGUGAUCGCGCGCGCGCGCUUAUGCGUGGAAGCGCGUGCUACGGGCCAGAAGGCUGGUGGCUCCAGUGGGAGCGGUCGGGCUUGUACCGACCAGCUCGGGCUGUGAGCAGCGAGCAUCGUGUACAGAAUGGCCCUUCAUAGACGGGGGUGCGAACCGUGCAGUACUUGCGAGCCCCAAAAUUGUGAUGCGCCUAUGUGCGUCGCAGGUUUCGGCAGGGCCUCGGUGUUGCCGCAGUUGCAAUUCUAGACGCUCCCCACUCACGCCCUAGGGCUGAUGGGGUUUAGAUGCCAGAACGUGGGCCCCAAUCAGUGUUCUGUGCAACCUACGGGGUGCAACCUACGGGGCUGCAGCAUAGGAAGUGCACUCUAGGCGGUUCAGCCUGUGGGAUGCAACUUGUGGGG